UAAACUGAGAUAAACAGGGUAUCCAGGACAACGGUGAAUAAAAACAAAGUGCCUGUGAUUCCCAUGAUUACUUUGCUUGUAUAGUUCUGUCCAGAAAGAGCUUCCCUCGCUUUCCUGAGGUUAAACAGAGCUUAGGUCACGCCGUCAACAGCUGGGUGGACUCUGCACACUGGUAAAGUGAGCGGAGGCUCCGGAUCCUCACAGUUUAACUGCACACAUGCUGGCGGAGGCCAACUGGCUGCUCUUUGUAAUUCUCAUUCCUCGGAGGUGGAUCAUCGCAGCCGCGGGGCUGACUCAUGGCCGGCUGAGAUAAAACUGCUGGAGCACGCAGGGACACAAAGAGUCUGCUGUGAGACUCUGCUCAACACUCCUCUGGCCACACAGCGCCGGCUGUGCAGAACUGGGACAGAACCUGUGGAUGAAAAGCUGAUGAUGGACCGCUCAGGGCUCCUGCUGCUGCUGGCGCUCAGCCUCAGAGCUGCAUUAUGUGCUGUGGUGGAAUGGACGGAGUUAAACGAAGCAAAGGCGUAUUUAAAGCAGUAUGGCUACUUGAACGAUCCAGCUGAUCCACAGGACCCUUUUUACCUGGAGGAGGUCAUUGAAGCACUUAGAGUCUUCCAGAGUGUGAAUGAUCUGCCACCUACUGGAGAGCUGGAUGAAGCCACGCUUGGUGUGAUGAGGCAGCCCCGCUGCGGUUUGGAGGAUCCUUUCAACAAGAAGUUUCAUAAGUACAAACUUAUGGGUCACUGGAGGAAAAAGAGUCUCACCUACCGAAUCUACAACUACACACCUGACAUGUUGAGGUCAGAGGUCAAGGCAGCCAUCCGUUCUGCCUUUAAGUACUGGAGCGACGUGGCAGACCUGACCUUCAGAGAGGUGGACUACACCAGGGCAGACAUAAGGAUCUCCUUUCACAAGAAAGACGGCUACUGCUCGGUCCCCUUCGAUGGCCGGGGUCAUGUGCUGGCUCACGCUGAGUCGCCAGAGUCUGGUGUCGUCCAUUUCGACGAGGAUGAGUUCUGGACAGAGGGGUCUUAUUAUGGCACCAAUCUGCGUAUCGUGGCCGCCCAUGAAAUCGGACACGCUCUUGGCCUGGGUCACUCCCAGUUCAGGAGUGCUCUGAUGGCACCGGUGUACGCUGGGUACCGCGUCAACUUCAGGCUGCAUUCAGACGACGUUAAAGGCAUUCAGGCACUGUACGGCAAACCCGUCAGCGACUCUUUAGCCAGCACAACAACACUAGGCAGCCUUUUCCCCACAGCGAGCAGCUCUGGACCUGCAGGAAUUCCUGAUCCCUGCACUGCAGACCUGGACGCCAUCAUGUUAGGCCCAUGGGACAAAACCUUUGCCUUCAGCGGGGAUUAUGUGUGGACUAUCUCUGAUAUGGGCCAUAACACGCCGAUAAAGAUCAGCAGACUAUGGAGGGAACUGCCUGGAAGCCUGAAUGCUGCUGUCCACUCACAGAGAACCAACAAGACAUACUUUUUUAAAGGUAGUAAAGUGUGGAGGUACACAAGGUUCAUGCUUGACUACGGCUACCCCAAACAGGCCAAACGGGUCCCUUCCAACAUCGACGCAGCCUUGUACCUGCAGAUUAACAAGAAGCUGGUCUUCAUAAAGGGAUCAGAGCACUGGCAGUUUGAUGAGCUGAAAUACAAUUUUGCCUUCUACCCCAAACCCCUGAGCAUGCUCAUCAGCGGGGUGCCAUCCUCUCCAGACGCAGCCUUCACCUGGACCAAUGGCAAGAUCUUCUUCUUCAAGGGAGACGAGUACUGGAGGGUGAACGAGCAGCUGAAAGUAGACAGAGGGUACCCGCUGAGCAAGAAGGAGCGCUGGAUGAGAUGCUAGCGACCAACCCCCAGGGGGCAGCAACAACCAGAGGAGGGCAUUCUGGCUCCCAUCACAGGGCAUUAAAAAAUAAAUAAACAACCUCAACAUCAGUGAUUAAUUGUAAAGUUGGAGAAAAAUAGUGAGAGCUGAUUUAACGUCACUGGAUUUUAUUACCGUUGAGCUGCUUCAGGCCCGUUUCUGGAAAAGCAGCAAGUCUCUGACUGAUGAAUUAUGUAAACUUGAGUCUAAUCUUGGAGAGAAAUCAAGGCCAUCUCUCUCUCUCUCUUCUUUUUUUUUCUUCCACAUAUGUGUUGGAUUAUGUGUUGCAACACUUUCAGUAAGAUGUAAGAUUAUGGCAGGAGUAUAAACCUGCUUUUUCUUGCCUGUUGUUCAGCACAUGAAUCAGAGUAAGUGUUUUUCCUUCUCAAGGGAAAAAGGUACCAAUUUUGUAUAAAAAUAAAAAGACAUCAACAACAAUA
This is a messenger RNA of Fundulus heteroclitus (mummichog), 2309 nucleotides long. It is a transcript of the gene mmp19, whose product is annotated as matrix metallopeptidase 19. Gene Ontology annotation, cellular component: extracellular matrix. Gene Ontology annotation, molecular function: metalloendopeptidase activity; zinc ion binding. The coding region runs from base 430 to 1848 and encodes 472 amino acids. The record is from RefSeq and is a predicted model, not a curated record. Gene Ontology annotation, biological process: proteolysis; collagen catabolic process; extracellular matrix organization. The transcript is spliced from 9 exons. NCBI's taxonomy places the organism in Eukaryota, Metazoa, Chordata, Actinopteri, Cyprinodontiformes, Fundulidae.